Toxorhynchites rutilus septentrionalis is the source of this 1842-nucleotide messenger RNA. RefSeq names its product aminoacylase-1A-like. Gene Ontology annotation, molecular function: aminoacylase activity. Gene Ontology annotation, biological process: amino acid metabolic process. Gene Ontology annotation, cellular component: cytoplasm. The transcript is spliced from 4 exons. The coding region runs from base 181 to 1410 and encodes 409 amino acids. The record is from RefSeq and is a predicted model, not a curated record. NCBI's taxonomy places the organism in Eukaryota, Metazoa, Arthropoda, Insecta, Diptera, Culicidae.
GUCCCAGACUCGGGAGUGAAAACGUUGGUAUAAAUCCAUUAGUAGUAGCUAGAACAGACACAGUUCGUCGGUGAUUCUCGAAGGUGACCCUGCAUUUCGGAGAGCUUGAAUGCAAUUCUCCUAAAUUGAGCUUCUGGAGUGUUCUCAAGUUGAUUAUUAAGCGAAAUUCCUGUGGAUAAAAUGUGCGAACAUGGUUCAAAGUGUACCCACAAAUAUAAGGAGUGGGAGAACAAUGAGGAGAUUCAAAUGUUUCGCGAAUACUUGCGUAUUCCAUCGGUGCAUCCAGAUGUAAAUUACGAUGAGUGCGUCGAGUUUUUGACGCGCCAAGCGAACCUCCUAGAGCUGCCAGUGCGCGUGAUCGAGGUGAACCCCAGAAAACCGAUCGUGAUCAUAACAUGGGAGGGAACGGACCCGGCCGAGAAGUCUAUCAUUCUCAACUCCCACAUGGAUGUGGUUCCGGUGUACCCGGAGCGCUGGUCUCACCCUCCGUUCGGGGCCGACAUGGACCACACGGGGAAGAUCUACGCUCGGGGUGCCCAGGAUAUGAAGUGCGUCGGAAUGCAGUUUUUGGGAGCGAUCCGAGCGUUGAAACGGGAGGGCGUCAGCUUAAAGCGAACGAUCCACGCAACAUUCGUGCCGGACGAAGAGAUCGGUGGUAAGCUCGGAAUGAAGGAAUUCGUCCACCAGGAAGGCUUCCAGCAGUUGAACUGUGGGUUCGCGAUAGAUGAGGGUAUUGCUGGACCAGGCGAGGAAUAUCCGCUAUUCUACGGAGAACGGAGUGUGUGGCACGUUUUGUUCCACAUUUCCGGAACACCUGGCCACGGUUCGUUGCUGCUGAAGGGAACUGCAGGACAGAAGGCUCGAUAUAUAAUCGACAAACUGAUGGAUAUGCGAGAAAGAGAGGUGAAAAAAUUGGAGGAUAAUCCAGAACUGACCAUAGGAGACGUAACGACUGUCAAUAUAACAAUGAUGUCGGGAGGCGUUCAAAGCAACGUGGUUCCACCAGAGCUGAUGGUCUGCUUCGACGUUCGCCUUGCGGUGGAUGUCAAGCAUUUGGAGUUUGAGAAUCAACUUCUCGACUGGUGCGUUGAAGCCGGUGGCGACAUCGAGCUGGAGUACGACCAAAAGAGCCCUUUCGUAAAACCGACCACUCUCGAUGGAUCCAAUCGCUAUUGGGUUGCCUUCAGAGACGCACUGGACGAGAUGGGUAUCAAGGUGAAGCCUCAAAUUUUUCCUGGAGGAACCGACAGCCGAUAUAUCCGAGGUGUUGGAAUCCCUGCAAUCGGAUUCUCCCCCAUGAACAACACCCCGGUGCUACUACAUGAUCACGAUGAGUUCCUCCAUGCGGAUACCUACUUGAAGGGGAUUGAAAUCUACAAAAAGAUUAUUGCCAAUGUAGCCAAUGCCUAACUGCAGUGAUACGAUGAUGGUGGUCCCACCUCAUAACCCUACGAAGGUUUGAGCUGGACUAUUUAUCUUUAAGAUAAUAUUAAGUUUUAACAAUAGACACGAAAAACCAGUAUGCAAUUAAACGGACCGGUUCUGUUGCGGACAUAAAUUGACUAUCAAGAGAACACCGAAAUAGGCGAAAACUGAGGAAAAUAAUAAUCCCAAGGCAUGUCAAGAAAAUUUUCAACCCGGGAAGAUCCUUAACUGAUCGGAAAUCUAACCUGAUAGUUUAAAGUUUCCACUAGAAACACUAGAACUCCGGAAAAAUAGUUUUUGAGCCUCGAUAUUCUCUUUCCACUUUGCUAACACCAGAUUCAGAGCGGUCUUAUUUCGUGAGGCUCACUGUUCGAUUCAAUAAAUUGAUUAAUCAGUUGAACACAGUUCACAAAACAA